Zingiber officinale is the source of this 2055-nucleotide messenger RNA. Its product is annotated as probable beta-1,4-xylosyltransferase IRX14. Gene Ontology annotation, cellular component: Golgi membrane. Gene Ontology annotation, biological process: glucuronoxylan biosynthetic process; plant-type secondary cell wall biogenesis. The transcript has 4 exons. NCBI's taxonomy places the organism in Eukaryota, Viridiplantae, Streptophyta, Magnoliopsida, Zingiberales, Zingiberaceae. The coding region runs from base 235 to 1788 and encodes 517 amino acids. The record is from RefSeq and is a predicted model, not a curated record. Gene Ontology annotation, molecular function: galactosylgalactosylxylosylprotein 3-beta-glucuronosyltransferase activity; xylosyltransferase activity.
CGCACGCCAGCAAAGGAAAGCAAGGCAAGGAAGCCUCCAAAUCCUUCCCUGUCCAAACUCCAAACCACCACCUCUCCUCUCCCUCUGUCGCGGCCCCACGCUGGCCUCGAUCCACCGCUCGUCUCCACCAAACCCUGUCCAUCCCACCUUCUCCGUUUCAAAAUCCGACCUUUUGGUUCGUGAGAUCCGGCGGAGCAAAUCGGAGAGGUCGAGUAGCGGGGAGAUUAUUUGGCCAUGAAGCAGUCGGCGGUUCAGCAGAGCAACCGCCGUGCGUACCCUCGAUCCUCCGCCGGGGACGGCGGGGGCGUUGCCGCGCCAGCUGACGGGUCCGUUUUCAAGUCUCCUGGAGUCAUCUUCUGGCCUGCCUUCCACGUUCUCUGCUGCCUUGUCUCCGCCGCCGCCGGAUUCCGAUUCUCCCGCCUCCUUUUCCUCCUCCUCUUUUCUCCUCUCGCUCCCUCCUCCUCCUCCUCCUUCCCCCGCCAGCACCUUCGCCUCCCCCUUGUCCGCCAGCAACCCGCCACCGCCCUUCCCUCCUUGCUGCCACCGCCCGCAGUCCUGCCUCCGCCGCCCCCGCCCAACUCCAAAUCCCUCGCUUCUAGCCGCGUCGUUGUCGGUCGCCACGGAAUCCGAGUGCGGCCCUGGCCGCAUCCAGACCCUGCCGAGGUCGCGCGCGCCCAUGAGAUCCUCGCCCGAGUACAGCAGGAGCAGCGCCUACAAUAUGGAGUGAAGGAUCCCCGCCCCAUUCUCGUCGUCACGCCGACCUAUGCCCGCACCUUCCAAGCCCUCCAUCUCACCGGACUCCUCCACUCUCUCAUGCUUGUCCCGCACCCCCUCACCUGGCUCGUCGUUGAGGCCGGCGGUCUCUCCAACGAGACUUCCGCGAUCCUCUCCAGCUCCCUCGUUCCCGUCCUUCAACUCCCCUUUCGCGAGCAGAUGCCAGUUGUCUGGAGCGACAGACACCGCCUCGAAGCCCGGAUGCGCCUCUACGCCCUCAGAGUUAUCCGGGAGCGAAGAUUGGACGGGAUCGUCCUGUUCGCAGAUGACAGCAACGUCCACACCAUGGAGCUCUUCGACGAGAUCCAGAAGGUGGAGUGGAUGGGCGCGGUAUCGGUCGGAAUUCUAGCGCAUUCAGCGGCUCCCGAGACUCCAUCGCGGAAGCAGCAGCGGGAGGGAGACAAGGAAAACUCGCAUUUGCCGAUCCAAGGUCCGGCCUGCAACUCCUCGGGCCACUUGAUCGGCUGGCACACCUUCAACACCUUACCGUAUGCGAAAAAAGCUGCCAUCUUCGUGGGCGAAGGAGUGAUUGUGUUGCCUUCGAAGCUCGAAUGGUCUGGUUUUGUGAUUAACUCGAGAUUAUUAUGGAAGGAGGCGGAGGGGAAGCCCAAUUGGGUUCGAGAUCUUGAUGAUGUUGGGAUAAACGGGGAGGAGAUCGAGAGCCCACUUGAUUUGCUGAAGGAUGCGACGUUAGUUGAGCCACUAGGUAACUGCGGGAAGAAGGUUAUGCUAUGGUGGCUCCGAGCUGAAGCACGUUAUGAUAGCAAGUUCCCUACUAGAUGGGUGAUAGAUCCUCGUUUGGAGAUAAUUGUUCCUGCAAAACGAACUCCUUGGCCUGAGGCACCUCCCGACCUCGUGUUUCAACAGAUGGCAGAUGAUGAAGAGCACACCAGAGAGCAUGUUUCAAAGAAAAGUAAGUCUUCUAGGUCUAAGAAUAGCUAUAGAAAGAAAAAGAAGCGCGAGGCUAAUGUAAAUACACAAGUUUCAGAUUUGUCCAUUGCGGACGUGAAAUGAGGUUCCAGCAAAGAGUUUCCAUGGAAAUAGCUUCAAGAGGAAAUGCUGCAACUUGUGCCAAGCACGCGAGAUCUUUGAAAUCUCUGUGGUGGUAACAAAUUGAAGAGCAAAUUCUUAGGAUGUGCAUUCUUUCAUGCAAAGCUAAUGUUAGAACAAGAUUUGCAUUUAAGUUUCCGCAGGGUUCAUGUGGCGGUGAUGUGGAAUGAAGAAUGCUUUUGUUCACAUAUAUUAAGUUUUUUAUAAUAUAUUAAUUUGAUUCAAGAUGCA